Messenger RNA from Emericellopsis atlantica, 1677 nucleotides. Its product is annotated as WD40-repeat-containing domain protein. The record is from RefSeq and is a predicted model, not a curated record. Gene Ontology annotation, cellular component: catalytic step 2 spliceosome. Gene Ontology annotation, molecular function: RNA binding; protein binding. Lineage: Eukaryota; Fungi; Ascomycota; Sordariomycetes; Hypocreales; Bionectriaceae. The coding region runs from base 207 to 1271 and encodes 354 amino acids. The transcript has 4 exons.
CAUAAGGUAGGGAAAUUCACUACGAAGGAAGGCCCGGCAACCAAUCAGUAGGACGCGCAAACACGGGACUUCACCUUGGCCGUGACAACUUUGUCUACACUCUUUGACCACCAGACCGCGUCACAGCACAAGUCGUUAGCAACUUCUUACAGCCAUUCGAACCGCGUCGCCCGCCGUCUCCAGAAACUUCGUAGCAACUGGUCAGCAUGUCCGCCGAGAAGCGUCCUGCCGAAGACGAUCCAAGCUCGUCUCAAUCCCUAGUCAAAAGGCAGAAUGUGCAAUCCUCGGAGGGUGCCAUUGCGCGCCUGAAUGCGUCUAGCAAUGCCCUCGUCCAGAGCGCUCCUCGAACAAGCGGGCUACAGGCGCCGGUGAUGCAGCUAUCGGGCCAUUCUGGAGAGAUCUUCGCCUCAAAAUUCGAUUUGACGGGAAAUUUAAUAGCAUCGGGCUCGAUGGACCGGAGUAUCAUGCUUUGGCGAACCUACGGCGACUGCGAAAAUUACGGCAUACUCAACGGCCAUAAAGGGGCGAUUCUGGACCUUCAGUGGUCACGAGACUCCGAGGUGCUCUUCUCAGCGUCUGCAGAUAUGCAUCUUGCGAGCUGGGACUUGACGUCCGGGACGCGCAUAAGACGAUAUGUCGGACACGAGGAGAUAAUCAACACAGUGGACAUCAGUCGACGAGGUGAAGAGUUGCUCAUCAGCGGGAGUGAUGAUUCGACAAUUGGUAUUUGGGAUCCACGGACGAAGAAUGCGGUAGAUCACCUCGAGACCGACUUCCCGGUGACUGCGGUAGCCAUCUCGCCGGCGGGCAACGAAAUCUAUUCAGGUGGCAUAGACAAUGACAUCCGCGUAUGGGAUGUCAGAAAAAAGGCGGUUGUCUAUACGAUGCUGGGACAUGCCGACACUGUGUCAUCACUGCGUGUAUCUCCAGAUGCGCAGUCUCUCUUGUCAUACUCGAUGGAUUCGACGGUACGAACUUGGGAUAUUCGGCCGUUUGCGCCCACUGAGCGACACAUAAGGACGUUUGAUGGUGCUACAAUGGGUCUGGAGAAGAAUCUCAUGGGAUCAAGCUGGGAUUCCCAAGGCAAGCGAGUGGCUGCCGCCUCGGGUGACGGCACCGUUCUCGUUUGGUCUACAGAGACGGGCAAGCUGAUGUAUAAACUUCCUGGCCAUAAGGGCACAGUCAAUUGCGCGGAAUUUGGCCCAGGGACCGAACCCAUAUUGCUAUCUGCAUCAUCGGACCGGACCAUGCUGCUCGGAGAACUUCGUUGAAGGGGAGUACUGAGAUGAGAACGAAGCAGACAGACAGAGAGGGACACUGUUCCUUCGAAUGCCCAGGGACUGGGAGUGAGUUCAUUGGGAGUGUGCGGCUCAUCCAAUCGCUGCUGAGCUGCACGACAGCGGGCAACAGUUCACCCAAGCGAACGGCCCUUCUUGAGCGAAGUGCCAGUCGACGGCCAUAGCCAUAGCGAAUCGCACCAAAGUCAUCUUGGUCUGUGUAGCUCGAUCAAAUCAAGAUUACCACGCGAGAGACAUGGGGCAGCUCCAACAACACCGCUCAUCCAGUAGAAGACCAGUCUGACAGCAACGAUGAAUAAAGAGCGAGCGAGAUGAUUCGCAACCGGGGAAAAUCUAAAAAUGAACUGCAGAUAUCAAAUAAACCUGUGUGUGGUAUUAA